AUGGGAACGCCUUUCGUUUCCCUCCUGGAGCCGACCAGGCUCGACGCCUACAUUCGCGGCCGCGCGCACGAUGAGCAGCCCGCCGCCAUACCGAAGUUGUUCUGCGACGCCAUGGAGGUCCGCGAGGAGGUCUUCGUGAAGGAGCAGGGCGUGCCCGCGGAGAACGAGUUCGACGCCGACGACAGCCGCGCGUGCCACUGGGUCUCGUACGCUUCGGUCAGUAAGGUCGUCGAGCAGGAGGUCCUCGACGCCGACGGCAACAUCGUCAAGCCGCGCCGGAGUAGCACCCGCGCCACGCCCAUCGGCACCAUCCGCCUUGUGCCCUUCCCGCACGACCCGCACCCGAAGUACGGGGGCGUUUACUGGGACGGCAAGCUCGAGGAGAUCAAGGUGGGGGCCGGCGGCGGCAGCGAGGCGGUGGAGACGGCCACGGAGGAGAUGAAGAGCCCCGUCAAGGAGGACGGCGUGGUGGGCGCGGCGGAGCACGUCGGCGAGGAGAGGCGGUCGUCGGCGGCGCGGCCGUUUGCAGGGCCGGACCGCGCGACGGACCUGCACGAUGGGAUCGAGCCGUACGUGAAGCUCGGCAGGCUGGCCGUGAUUGAAGGAUUUAGGGGACACCGGAUUUCGCUGCUGCUUGUGAACACAGUGCUGGCAUGGUUGAAGGAGAAACCGAGCUAUUUCGACCCGAGCAUCAAAGAGAUGGGCCUGGAACAGAUCGGGGCGUCGACGGCGGAGGAGGUGCCCAAGUGGAAGGGACUGGUGUGCGUGCAUGCGCAGAAGCAGGUUGUGGAAAUGUGGGAGAAGAUGGGCUUUACCGUUGACGAAGGUAUGGGGACUUGGUGGGAGGAGGGCAUCGAGCAUAAGGGUAUGUUUAUGCGGCUGGACGUUCAACCCGAGACCACCCCUCUGGUAUGA
Molecule: messenger RNA, 915 nt
Organism: Colletotrichum aenigma
Lineage: Eukaryota; Fungi; Ascomycota; Sordariomycetes; Glomerellales; Glomerellaceae
Exons: 1
Coding region: 1-915 (304 amino acids)
Source: RefSeq, a predicted model, not a curated record